AUGCCUGGUCUUAUUCGUCUUAAACAAACAGGACUUGCUCCAUUAGAAAUAAAUAAUGGUGUCACUCAAAGUCUUGUCUAUCGAAAUCCUAAUGCACGAGUAACAUGGGAUGGUGUUGAAACAUAUAAACAAUGUAUUUAUCGUGAUUGGAUACCUGGUGAAGAAUAUACUGAAGUUUUAACAUUUAAAAAUUUAUCAGGAAAAAGUAUUUCAUUUACAUAUGAAGUACCUAAAACACAAUAUUUUCAAACAAUUUAUCCUCGACGUUUAACAUUAAGUCAAGGUGUGACAUUUAGUUUACCAAUUCAAUUUAGUCCACUUGAAAAAAUUCUUUAUGUUGAUGAUCUUGUUGUUUAUAUCAAUCAAACACCACAUCAUAUUAAAUUAGCUGGUGUUUUACCACAAUAUCGUGUUGCUGUUGAACCAAAAGAAAUCGAUUUUGGUUAUUGUGCUGUACAAGAUAUUCAAACUGCAACAUUUAAAUUACGUAAUACAGGUGAUUUAGAAACAAAUAUUGAAUGGAAUUCUAGUGAACCAUUUUUAAUUGAACCUCGUGAAUGUAUUUUACCUAUUGGUGGUAUACAAACAUUUACAUGUUCAUUUCAACCUCAAUGGGCAUUAAUUUAUGUUGGAACAGCAACUUGUAUUUAUGGAGAUCAAUCUGUAUGUGAACUUAGUCUACAUGGAACUGGAAAAUUUCCACAUCUUAUUAUUCGAUCGGAUGAUGGAGCUAUGGAUGAAAAUACAGGCAAUGUUUUAGUACGUUUUGGAGAUAUGCCUAUGAAUGGUUCGCUUAAACGAGAAUUGAUUUUUAUUAAUCAAUCCGCAUUUCGUGUACCCUAUCGUAUUGAAUCAUUACCAGGUGUAGCUAAAUUUGAUACAGCUUUUCGUUUCGGUAAAACAGAAGGUAUAAUAGAAGCAGGAAAACGACAAAUGAUUCCUAUUAAAUUUCAACCAAAAGCAUGUGAACAAUCUUACAAAGAUUAUUUUAAUAUAUGUACACAACAUGGAAAUCUUGUAGCAGCUGUUGUUGAAUGUAGUGGAAAAGCGAUGGAAAAUACUAUCGAAAUUAAUCAACAAAAAGUUUCAUUUGGACAAGUAUUAAUGAACAGUAAAUCAAGUCGUAUCAUUGAAAUAGCCAAUCCUAAAGGAACAAAUUCUGCACGUUUUAAAAUCUAUACAUCUCCUGAUAGUCCAUUUCAAUUUUCAAUAGAAAAUGGUAUUUUACCAAGUAAUGGAUCAAAAUUAACUAUUGUUAUUACAUUUGCACCAAUACAUCCAAUGGGAUAUUAUAAAAUUGUUCCAAUUCUUAUUGAAUAUCAAUCACCCAUACUUCUUGAACUUAUUGGUACUUGUCAUUCUGAUUCCGGCAAACCACCUGUAUUAAAUGAUCGUUAUGUAUCAAAUUUUAAACGACAUAUUUUACGUCAUUUAGCUUUAUAUCCAUUUGAAGUAUUAGAUGAUUAUUUAAAACGAGGAAAAUUAACAAUAGAUGAAUAUGGUUCAUUGAUCGAAUCUGCUGAUUCAUCUUUAAUUCAUGAUAGUAAAGCAAUAAAAGAUGAACAUGAUUAUCUUUUACCACCAUUAUCUAAUCCAUUAAAAGAUAAUUAUUUUUAUUGGUUUUCAAAUGAAGAUAAUACACGAUUUGAAUAUGUUACAUUAAGUGAAACAUGUUUUCUAUUUGAUCAAUGUUCAUUAGAUACAAAAAAUGAAUGGCAACAAAGUUUAACAAUAACAAAUAUAACUCGAGGAAAAUUAACACUUGUAUGGCCGACACCAAAUUCAUCAAAUUUUUCUAUAUCACCAACUGAAAUUGAAAUCUUACCAUUAAAAUCAGCAGCAUUUCGUAUUAUAUUUCGACCCACAGUUAUUGAUACAUUUUAUACAAAACAUUUUGAAGGUUAUGUUUCAUAUAAAAAUCAACGUGAUUUUACACUUGUACCUGAUUAUGGUGUUAUGUUACCUGUACAAUUAGAUAUAACAUGUAUUGGUAAUACAUUACGUGUUAAUCAUGAAAUUGUACCAUCAUAUCAAUUUGAUCGUGAUAUAAUUAUAUUUCCACCCAUAGGUGAUCAAACAUCAAUAUAUCAAACAUUAACAUUAACAAAUAAUGGUACAACACCAUUAAUUUAUCGUUUUAUUUCAACAAAUAAUGAUGAAUCAACAAAUCAAUUUAUAUUUAAACCAUCCAAUGGUUUUAUAAAACAAGGUGAUUAUGCAAUUGUAAUUGUUCGUUAUAAACCAUUACGUUUAAAUAAUAAUUCUGAUAUUCAACAAGAACGUAUUAUUGUACGUUUAAAUGAACGAGAAAAAUUUGAUAAAAUUUUACAUGUUUUUGCUACACAAGAAAAACCACGAUUGUCGAUACCAAAUAAUGGACAAAUUCAUGCAUUAACAACAUGUAUUGGUUUAAGUUCGGAAACACAUAUUCAUUUAAAAUCGUUAACACGUUCUCAAUUAGAAUUUAAUUGGACAUUAGAUAAAACUAUACCAUCAAUACG
This is a messenger RNA of Adineta steineri, 2501 nucleotides long. Lineage: Eukaryota; Metazoa; Rotifera; Eurotatoria; Adinetida; Adinetidae. The record is from the annotation of a GenBank genome assembly.